AUGAACAUAUGAUUCGCUUAAUAAAUUUAUAAACCUUACGAUAAUAAUCUGCGUGAUUUUGCCAACUCCCUCAUUUAUUCAAUUAAGAACGUGGAUUUUAUUUCAACAGUCUCGACACUUUAAAUAAACCUCAAAACACAUUGUCAGCGUUUGGAGAAUUCCGAAGCAAAUAGGUACGUUAUUUUUCACGCGUCUUUUGUAAUUUGUACUAGUACUGCACGUGUGACGGUGUAACUGUAAUCAUAGUGCUGUAAUGGAAGAACUUUUAAAUAGCUGGGGCUUUGGGGAUUAUAUCCCUAUUUUUCAAGAGCAAGAAGUAGACGAAUCUGCUUUACUUCACUUGACAUUAGAAAGUGUCAAAGAGUUAAUACCAAAACUAGGGCCAAGAAUGAUCUUUUGGUCAAAAUUGAACGAAUAUAAACAAUUAAUAGCUAUGCCAAUUAUAAUACCAAACAAAAAUGAUCUAAACCUGAUAAACUUACAAAGUGACAACAUUUCGUCGCCAGAAACCUUUAAUUCCGAGCGAGAUUAUGAGAUAAAUUAUAAUGAACUAGCUUCGCCAUCAACUUCAAGCCAAACAUCUGCAGAGAGCACGAUUAAUUUAACUGACGAUGAUACAACAAACAUAGUUAAAAGUUUUGAAGCUUCUCUUAAAAGGCCAAUGGCUUUUCGUGGACCCGAAAUGCUAAAAAAAGCUUGCAGAAAUGUUUAUAACUUAAAUUUAAAGCAAUUUUUAGAAAAAACUGUUUCGGGGAAAUAUAUUUUAACGGCCUACCAAAAUCAAAAAAAACUAACCAAGGCUCUUCGCAGUCAAUUAUCAUAUAUCCUAAUAAGUGGAGUUAUGUCAGACACCAGAGAAAAUUUAAUUCCAUUGGACUUCGAAAUGUUGUGUGACAAAAUAUGCGAAUUAUUUCCUUCAGAAACCAGGUCAACAUACUACAUUCCUAGAAUUCCUGGUAAUAAACAUUUAAAACCAAUAAAUCCCAAAGGAAAACUGAUCGACAAAUAUCGAAAUUUAAAGAAACUUUAUUCUGACUCAAAUAGUAAAGAAAAGGUCGAAGAGGUGGUAAAUGAAGCAUCAUCUGCAUCAGAAGAUAACCACGGAAAUGAAGAUGAUUUGAAGGAAUCUGCUGGUUGGUUGAAAUUGUACGUUGAGCCAUGGGACUUAGUGUUACAACAUUGGAAUAAAUCCUUUAUAUUGCGCAAAACGGCUAAAAGUCCAACCGUGGCCGAAUUUAUAGGUGAAUGGCCUAUUUUGAAACAUCAAAAUGCAUAUAUGCUGGUGAAUCUAGAUUUUCAAAAACUAUAUCCCCAAUGUAGUAUCUCAUCACUUAUAAAUGAAUACAUGAAAUGGGAGAAAUUUUUUGAAAUUCUUAUGAACACUACCGUAUUGGAUAAGCCGAGUAGAGAAUUUUGCUGAUCUUCAAAACAAUACAGUUAACCAGGAUAGCAAGAACGGCAUACAAGUUGCAGCGCUGGCGAAGUUAUUUCCUCCCAAAGGCCGCAUUAAUACAAAAAAGCACUGGAAGCCCAGUAUUGUGGAAUGCCAAGAGAGCAUUAUCAAUUUAGUUUCUACCUGCGGGGAAAUCGAAGAAUGUAUCAACAAUCGCAUAAAAAAACUUUCUGAUCUGGGUGUUACAGACCAACCUUACUUGAUCGCUGUAGGAAAGGGAUUUUCCGAAAUCACCGAGUCGUAUGUUAUUAUAGACAAGCAUGUGUACAAAUCCAUCUCUGUUUUGCACUCUCUAGAUUUCCUAUUUCAAUCCUUUCAUGUGCUAAAUGCACGGUACCCUUUAGAGAGUGAGCACAUAUGGUUGCUUAUUGAGAGGGCUUUGUAUAAAAUUGAGCAUUCAAAAAUUAAAUCUCCUGCUGUAUUAACAAUUUUAAAAGAACACGAGAAUUUUGAAUAACUCAACGUUACUAAAUUGUAUGUUCAUUUUAUUGAUUGUUAACAAUUUCUUAUUUUAUUUUAUUAUCUCUGACUAGCUCAAACCAUUAUAAUGUUUAUCUGCCCGUUGUGUCUUAAAUAUUAUCCAGAAGUGGCAGACGUCAUCCGACAUAUCAAACUGAUUCAUGCACUGAGCAACCGGUUUGUUUGCAAACAAACUGAUUGCUGUAGAAUAUUUUCUAGUAUUUAUACUUUCAAACGGCAUCUACUAUUAAAACACAAAAAUGAAAUUUUCAACAAAUACCACCUGUAUGUACUAUCAAUGAUACUUAUCAAGAUUUAACAAACGACAAAUGUUCUCCAGACGAAACAUUUGAAUCGGCAGCUACAUGUUUUACUCCAACAUACAAUUGUACGGAUUUCAAAAAUAGAUUGCGCCACAAUUGUCUUUUACUUGUUUCAAAACUGUAUAGUAAUUAUUCUUUCCCAAGAAAUAUUGUGCAAAAUAUAAUUUUUGAAUUUUCAAACACUUUAAAAGCACCCUUAGAAAUUUUAAAAAGUAUAGUAUGUUCUCAAUUUGAAUUAUUCAAAGUAAACAAUGAAGGUACCAGUGAAAUAUUAGAUAUAAUCACAUCAUUAAGUGUUAUGUUUAAUGAUAUAAAUUCUGAGUAUUCUAGAUUUAAAGCUUUUAAAUCAUUAAAUGCUUACAUUGAUCCAAUUUCAAUUGCAUUAGGACAAAGAAUAAAUGAUGUUAAAAAGAGAUCUCGAAUAGUAAUGGAGAUAACCGAUGCUACAUGCCAAUACAUCCCUAUUGCUAAAACUUUGCAAACAUUUCUGCAAUUAUCAUCAGUUUUUGAUACAAUUUAUGCUUACACACAAUCUUUAAAAGACAUGCCACAAUUAGUCAAUAUCAUGCAGGGUGAAUUGUGGAAAAAUAUUGAGGCAAAGUUCGAAAACAAAAUUGUUUUCCCUUUACUAAUUUACGGCGACGACUUUGAACUUGGCAAUCCUUUAGGCAGUUAUGCGGGCGUUCACAAGAUAUGUGGUAUAUAUAUGUCCUUGGCAUGUCUGCCUCCAGAAUGUAGUGCUCAUUUAGAAAAUAUAUUUUUAGUUCAAUUAUGUUAUUCGUCUGAUAUAAAAGAGUAUGGCAACAAAAAAAUUUUUCAAAAAAUCAUAACAGAUUUAAGAGUCUUCUGUACCCACUGCACCCAAUGUAAAUUUCCAUAAGAGCGC
Messenger RNA from Photinus pyralis (common eastern firefly), 3121 nucleotides. RefSeq lists its product as uncharacterized. The record is from RefSeq and is a predicted model, not a curated record. Bases 254 to 1420 code for a protein of 388 amino acids. Gene Ontology annotation, molecular function: protein binding. NCBI's taxonomy places the organism in Eukaryota, Metazoa, Arthropoda, Insecta, Coleoptera, Lampyridae. The transcript has 8 exons.